UCUCUAGAAAGAACGUAGUGAUUAUAUUAUAUGUUCUUAGCUAAUCACAUCAAUAUCAUAAUCGGGUUUGAGUGGACGACGCGCGUGGGUGCAGAUAUUGUAACUAAAAUAACGUAAAUGUAAUAAUUUCAAUAAGUAUUUGCGCUAUACGAACCUCAAGAAACUGUGGCUGUAACUACUAAAUUUCAGCUCAAUAUCGAUGUGAUAAAAUCGAGAAAUGGAAUAAAAUAAUUGUAAACUGACGGAAGCCGUAUAAUACAAAAAAUGGCACCUCCAAAUACUUCUUUAUUCAGCUAUGAGACUCUCGUGCAUGCCCUGGCUGGGGCUACGGGAAGUGUUGCAAGUAUGGCUGCAUUUUAUCCACUAGAUACACUGAGGUCAAGGUUACAAGUUGAAGACUCCAAUAAGUAUCAAGGUUCUUCUUCAUGGGAACUACUUAUAAAACUCGCAAAUGAGGAAGGUAUUGAGUCUUUGUACAGAGGCCUAGCUCCAGUACUGCAGUCUCUUUCUAUUUCCAAUUUUGUAUAUUUCUACACAUUCCAUGCUUUGCGUAGAACUGCCUCUACAAACUCAUCAGCAAUACAAGAUCUAAUGUAUGGGAUUGCAGCAGGUAGUAUCAAUGUACUUAUUACUUCACCCCUAUGGGUUGUAAAUACAAGAAUGAAGUUGGAAAACAACACUUACAACAGCUUAUUUGAAGGUCUGAUUACACUCUUUAAGAAAGAGGGAGUGAAAGGUCUGUGGUCAGGUACUGUUCCUUCAUUGUUGUUGGUCUCAAACCCAGCCAUUCAGUUCAUGGUGUAUGAGGCCUUGAAAAGGCAUCUCGUGUCAACAGGGCAUUUCAAGAGCUAUUAUGCUGCUUUCCUAGUGGGUGCAUUUGCUAAAGCCAUUGCAACAACAGUCACAUACCCACUCCAACUGGUGCAGAUGAGAUUGCGCUCUGGUACAAGCAUGAAGCCUCUGUUCAAAGAUGUAAAAUCAAAUCCAUGGCUUAUGUUCCGUGGUCUUGAAGCUAAAUUACUACAAACAGUAAUGACAGCUGCAUUGAUGUUUCUUAUUUAUGAGAAGCUUGUUAAAUUAGUGUUUAGCAUAAUGAGAGUAAGAGCAAAACACAGCUAAGCAACAUAAUUGCUCAGAUGUUACCAUUGGUGAUAGUUUUGACUGUUAUUAUUUAUGAGUCUAGUGUCUCACUGCUGGGCAGAAGAGGCCUCCCAUUUGUUUUCAAAGUACCUAAAGACUAAGGAUGCCGAAUUUAUGAAGGUAAAAUAAAUUUGGUGUUCAUAGAUAGUGUUAUGUUCCUUGCUUAUGGGGGCGUUCAAGUAUUACGUAACGCAAUUUUUAAAGACAACCCCUCGCUCCCCCCCCCCCAUGUAACGCGCAGUCACGUUUUUUUAUACCUAAAACUUAUGUAACUACCAAAUUACCAUUUAUCUAAAAGUCAUACAUAAUUAUGUUGCGCAAAUUACCGGUCGUAAGUCGCUAAUAUCCUGUACUAUUGUUUUAAUUGCGAUUGCGAUAAUAAUAAUAAAUAAAGCAAGAGAUUUCUAACAAGUGUGUAGGUAUGGUCACAGACUUUAAUAGUUGAACCAUCUACGGUUCAAGCUAAUUUGGUAGUCAAUACUAACGCUAUAUCAUCUCCAAUCUAAAGUGAACCCUGAAUGGCUCAACAAUUAUAGUCCGUGACUAUACGUUGUUUAGGUUUAUUAAUAGGUCAAAAUUAUUUUAGUUGUCUUGUAUCUGACCACU
Molecule: messenger RNA, 1746 nt
Organism: Cydia pomonella (codling moth)
Lineage: Eukaryota; Metazoa; Arthropoda; Insecta; Lepidoptera; Tortricidae
Gene: PMP34
Product: peroxisomal membrane protein PMP34
Exons: 3
Coding region: 265-1119 (284 amino acids)
Biological process (GO): transmembrane transport
Cellular component (GO): peroxisomal membrane
Molecular function (GO): FAD transmembrane transporter activity; ADP transmembrane transporter activity; coenzyme A transmembrane transporter activity
Source: RefSeq, a predicted model, not a curated record